Molecule: messenger RNA, 900 nt
Organism: Grosmannia clavigera kw1407
Lineage: Eukaryota; Fungi; Ascomycota; Sordariomycetes; Ophiostomatales; Ophiostomataceae
Exons: 2
Coding region: 1-900 (299 amino acids)
Source: RefSeq, a predicted model, not a curated record
AUGGACACAUCGGAUGUAACGUUCAAUAACGAACAUGACUCUGGGGAGAGCGGCGACUCUGGGGAGAGUGACGACUCUGUGGGGAGCGACGACUCUAGGGAGAGUGACGACUCUGGGGAGAGCGACGAGAUGGACGAGUCAGAUAUGCUGUAUCACGAGCAGCCAUUGAAGUGCGAUACGCUGUGGAACCCCGCUUCGCGGCGAGACUUGACGAUUCACAUGGAGCUGGAAGUUGAAAGCGACAUUAAAGGAAGCCUCCAAAAAGCAGCAUAUCUCAGACGCCUCGGCCACUUCCAGCAAGCAGACUGCUACUUUCGGGAAAAUCUCGCAGAUUUUUUUGACACCCCACUGGUGGUGCUAGAAUAUGCCGACUUGCUGCUCGCACAGGGCGACUACAGGCGUGUUCUCGAGACGUUUGCCGUGGAUGAGUUUGUGCCGGACAGUGAAGCGUCCAUCAUGUCUGCCCUGAGCCUGCAGCUAUCCCGGUGCAAUAGAACCCUGCGGAUGUUUUCUGGCAUCUACAAGACUCUCCUACGGGAGAGUCGCUACUGGGAACUUCGAGAUAUCUUUCAUGCACUCCUCGAAGUAUCGGAGAUAGAGCAGACAUGCCGCGCCCUGAUGGACACCAAGACGGCCAUGGCCGGCGUGUCCAAGCUUGUGGCUGACUGGCAGGCUACGGCGCCCGACCAGGCUGCACAGCUCUGUCUCUUGCAGGUGCUUGUCAGUUUUAGUCGCCCUUGUGUGCAAAAGCACGCAAACGACAGCAGCCUCGCGAGCCUGACAGGAUUCAUCUUUGACCAGGCCAGGGAGAUUGCAAGCGCGACCAGGGACAGAAGAACAGAGAACACAAAUUGCCGGGCCUAUCUCGACUGGAUUCUGACCGAGGAAGAAUAUGCGUGA